This is a messenger RNA of Balaenoptera musculus (blue whale), 3143 nucleotides long. RefSeq names its product cell cycle progression 1 (gene CCPG1). The record is from RefSeq and is a predicted model, not a curated record. The transcript is spliced from 9 exons. NCBI's taxonomy places the organism in Eukaryota, Metazoa, Chordata, Mammalia, Artiodactyla, Balaenopteridae. Gene Ontology annotation, cellular component: membrane. Bases 132 to 2567 code for a protein of 811 amino acids.
CCGGCUGCGGACGCCUGCGAGCAGGUUGUUGUUUUUAUGAGAGGCGUCACUGCUCUCGGAGCUGUGACCGCCGCCACCGCGACAGCUAACGCCGUCGGGCGGAGGUGGCGCUGCUCCUUCAGACCUGAAAAAUGUCUGAAAAUUCCAGUGACAGUGAUUCAUCUUGUGGUUGGACUGUCAUCAAUCAUGAGGGGUCUGAUAUAGAGAUGGUGAAUUCUGAACAUGGUGCAGCCAAUGACAGCUGUGAGCUCACCCCAGAAUGUUCAUCUUUAUCACAAGAGGAGCUACAAGUAUUGCAGUUAGAGCAGGGAGAGAGCAGCCAGAAUGGCACAGUGUUAAUGGGAGGAACUACUUAUCCAGCGUUGGAGGAAAUGAAGUCAGCACUUGAGGGAGAGGAAGAAAAGUUACCUGAUGACAAUCUCUAUUUUGGAACUGUCAGUGAUGAUUCUGAUAUUGUUACACUUGAGCCACCUAAGUUAGAAGAAACUGGGAAUCAAGAAGAAACAAUAAUUGUUAAAGAAGCAGAGAGUCCAGAAGACUUUAACAUGGGCUCUUCCUCUAGCAGCCAGUACACGUUUUGUCAGCCAGAAACUGUAUUUUCAUCUCAGCCUAGCGAUGACGAAUCAAGUACUGAUGAAACCAGUCAUCAGCCCAGUCCGGCCUUUAGACGACGCCGUGCUAGGAAGAAGACUGUUUCUAGUUCAGAAUCUGAAGAAAGGUUACUUGCUGAACAAGAAACUGAACCUUAUAAGGAGCCGUGUAAACGUCAGUUCAAUAGUGGUCUCAAUAAAUGUGUUAUACUUGCUUUGGUGAUUGCAAUCAGCAUGGGAUUUGGACAUUUCUACGGCACAAUUCAGAUUCAGAAGCGUCAACAGUUAGUCAGAAAGAUACAUGAAGAUGAAUUGAAUGAUAUGAAGGAUUAUCUUUCCCAGUGUCAACAGGAACAAGGGUCGUUUAUAGAUUUUAAGUCAUUGAAGGAAAACCUUGCAAGGUGUUGGACCCAUACUGAAGCAGAGAAAAUGUCCUUUGAAACUCAGAAAAAGAACCUUGAUACAGAAAAUCAGUAUCUAAGAAUAUCUCUGGAGAAGGAAGAAAAAGCCUUAUCUUCAUUACAGGAAGAGUUAAGGAAACUAAGAGAACAGAUUAGGAUAUUGGAAGAUAAAGGGACAAGUGCUGAAUUAUUUACAGAAAAUCAGAAACUUAAGCAGCAUUUGGAAGAAGAAAAGCUGAAAACAGAAAGCUUCCUUAAUCAAAAGGAGACUCUGUUGGCAGAAGCAAAGAUGCUAAGGAGGGAACUGGAAAGAGAACAACUAAUAACCAUGGCUUUAAGGGUGGAACUCCAGCAGCUAAGCUCUAGUCAGUCAUAUAGCAACCCAGACUCUCCCAGUGUAGUGACUGAAAACAAGGAAAUAGAAGUGUUACGGGAAAGACUUACUGAGCUGGAGCGCAAGCUAAACUUUGAACAGCAGCGUUCUGACUUGUGGGAAAGACUGUAUGUUGAAGCAAAAGAUCAAAAUGGAAAACAAGAAACUGAUGGAAAAAAGAAAGGGAACAGAGGAAACCACAGAGCUAAAAAUAAGUCAAAGGAAACAUUUUUGGGUUCUGUUAAGGAAACAUUUGAUGCCAUGAAGAAUUCUACCAAGGAGUUUGUGAGGCAUCAUAAAGAAAAAAUUAAACAGGCUAAAGAAGCUGUAAAAGAAAACCUGAAAAAAUUCUCAGAUUCAGUUAAAUCCACUUUCAGGCAUUUCAAAGACACCACCAAGAAUAUCUUUGAUGAAAAAGGCAAUAAAAGAUUUGGUGCUACAAAAGAAGCAGCAGCUAAAAAACCAACAACAGUUUUUAGUGAAUAUUUAUAUCCACAGUAUAAGGCACAUACACAAAACCAGAAUAGUAGAGGCCCUACUACGCAAAGAGAGAGAAGGAAAGAAAAGCCUCAUUUUGAAGAAUUUGGAAAAAAUACACAUUCACAGAAAUGCAGUGCUGAGCAUGACUGUGGUGAAAAUUAUAAUUCUUUCAGAAAGGCUUGUUCUGGUGUUUUUGAAUGUGCUCAACAGGAAUCCAUUAACCUUUUUAAUGUUAAAAUGUUGAAUCCUGUAAGGAUAGAUGAAUUUAGACAGUUAAUUGAAAGGUAUUUAUUAGAAAAACUGGAUAGUUUUCAUCAUUGGAAAGAACUUGAUCACUUCAUCAAUAAGUUUUUCCUAAAUGGUGUCUUUAUACAUGAUCAGAAGCUCUUCACUGACUUUGUUAAUGAUGUUAAAGAUUAUCUUAAAGACAUGAAGGAAUAUCAAGUAGAUAAUGAUGGAGUAUUUGAGAAGUUGGAUGGAUAUAUGUAUAGACACUUCUUUGGUCACACCUUUUCCCCUCCAUAUGGACCCAGUCGACCAGAUAAAAAGCAACGUAUGGUAAAUAUUGAAAGCUCCAGGCAUCGAAAACAAGAGCAGAAGCACCCUCAGCCACAACCUUAUAAAAGGGAAGGUAAAUGGCAUAAAUAUGGUCGCACUAAUGGAAGACACAUGGCAAACCUUGAAAUAGAAUUGGGGCAAUUACCUUUUGAUCCUAAAUAUUGACCAUCACGAUUACGUUAAAUUAGAAAACUGUAACAGAAACUUGGAUGCUUUCUAUACUGUUUGGUGUUGAAACUAAGAUGAAAUUAUCAAGAUAACAAUGUCUUUUUAUCAUUUUUAAGUAUCAGUUUGAUGAUUUUAUAUUAUUACUCAGAAGCAUCAAGCAAAAGCUUACUAACUUGCAUUUUCCUGUAGUUUAGCUUUGCUGAAUUUUUUUUGGCACUGGAAAUGUUCAACUGUAGAUUUAUUAAGGAAGCCAGGCGUGCAACAGAUUUUGUGCAUGAAAUGAGGCUUCCUUUCAGUGUAUGAGCUUAAAGCAAGCUCAAAUCAUACAUGACAAAGUGUAAUUAACACUGAUAUUUGUGUUAAAUUUCCAGUAGAGCUUGAAAAAAGUACAUUGCGAUGGAAUUUCAUCCUAACAUUUUAUAAUCUUACACUUCUUGUCUUUUUGUGGGUUCAAGAGCCCGUUGACUUGUGAAGAAUUUGCUGCCUUAUGAGCUUGCUGACUUGUUCUCUUGUGAAAUUUCUUGCACAUCUGAAUAUUGUGGAAGAAACAAUAAAACUACACCAUGAGGAAAA